This is a messenger RNA of Triticum turgidum subsp. durum (durum wheat), 834 nucleotides long. The record is from the annotation of a GenBank genome assembly. Lineage: Eukaryota; Viridiplantae; Streptophyta; Magnoliopsida; Poales; Poaceae.
AUGGGCAGCAAGACCUGGCAGGAGUCAAAGGUGCUGUGGCACAUCGCGCUCCCGGCGAUCCUCACCACCGUGUUCCAGUUCUCCAUCGGCUUCGUCACCAUCGGCUUCGUCGGCCACAUCGGGGAGGUCGAGCUCGGCGCAGUCAACGUCGCUAUAAACGUCAUCGAGGGCUUCGCCUACGGUGUCAUGGUACGCACCGACUGUGUUCUGGGCUUCUGGCUAAAGCCCACCACGAGUCAUGGACACGUUGGCAUGGGUAGCGCGCUGGAGACGCUAUGCGGGCAGGCGGUGGGCGCAGGGCAGGUGGACAUGCUCGGUGUCUACAUUCAGCGCUCCUGGAUCAUUUGCGGCGCCACCGCGCUGUUGUUCGCCUACGCCGCCAAUUUCCCACUGCAGAAGUUCUUCCAGGCGCAAAGCAAGGUCUGGGCCAUGACCUUCAUCUCCGGCGUGGGGCUCGCCUUCCACAUCGUGCUCAACUACGUCUUCGUCACGCGCCUUGGCCACGGCCUCUUCGGCGCCGCCAUGAUCGGAAAUGUCACCUGGUGGAUCAUCAUCGUUGCGCAGUUCGCCUACCUCGUCUCCGGCUGCUUCCCGGAGGUGUGGAAGGGGUUCUCCAUGCUCGCCUUCAAUAACCUCGCCGCCUUCGUCAAGUUGUCCCUCGCCUCCGCUGUCAUGCUCUGCUUGGAGCUGUGGUACUACAGUGCAGUGCUCAUUCUUGUCGGUCUCCUGAAGAAUGCUCAACUCCAGGUUGACGUCAUCUCAGUUUGCAUCAAUUACCAGCUCUGGACCCUUAUGGUGGCUCAGGGUGGACACGUGGUCGAGAUGAAGCGUUAG